AUGGACAAACCUUCACUCCAACCGCUGACGCGCAAAAACCUCGUCAACCACGAUAACGCCUGGGCAGCAGAUGCUUACAAGGUGCCUUGUGCCCGCGCAGACACCGCAAGGCGACAGCUUCACCAAUUGCUUUGGACCCUUGGGCGGAUCGGACCCCGAGGCCAACACAUUCUCAAACAAUUGGACAUUUACAUCGCUGGUCCUUACAGCGUUCAGUGUCGGGAGUCUGCCGAUGUAGAACCCGACCCAAAUGACGUGCAGUACUGGGAGGACAAAUUGCAAUCGUACAGAGAUCAAUAUACACCAAUCAUUCUGCUAGAAGAAGCGAAGGGUCGCGUCUACUCAGAAAUGAUGGUGCUGCGCCAACUGGGACGUGAAGGUGCACGCUUGCUCGCCCUCGACGAGCUCUACAUCGCUGGCCCCUACGAAGUCAGAUGUGCAGCCGAAAGGUGCUCCGAAAUGCCCCUUGACGACGUCCGCUAUUGGGAUGAGAAAUGGCAUCACUUUCACACUGGUGUCGAGGCUUUGAAGAGUGCCUGCCCUCGACCGCUCUCUCCUGCAGCCCUUACCAUUGACGGCAGCUUGACUGAAGCUUUCACGAGCGAUGAUGACGCCACUACAGAAAAGACAGUGGUCCGCCGGGACAACAAGGUGGAGGCUUGGGUGCACACGCUGCAAGACGAUGCUGGUGCUCGGCCCCGCAAUGGAACUUCGCAUGCGCACCAAUCUUGGACAAAUUCAUCACAUCUGCUUCAACACCAGCCAGGCAAUGAACCGGCCAAUGUUGAGCCACCAAGGCCGCGCAAAAGGAAGCACCAAGCGCCGGAGGGGGAGGAUAGCAAAAGUUCUCGUGAGCUGCGCCGAUCAAAACGAUUGAAGGCGCAUGAGAAACUUCCGAAGACAUCAAGGCAAGAGCUCGAGGAUGCCACGAUGUCAACUCUCGGCGAUCAUGGCCUGAGAAGGAGUGCUCGACUGGCGCUCAAGCCGCGCAAGCGUUACACUGGCUGA
Messenger RNA from Pestalotiopsis fici W106-1, 1008 nucleotides. RefSeq lists its product as uncharacterized. The transcript has a single exon. The record is from RefSeq and is a predicted model, not a curated record. The coding region runs from base 1 to 1008 and encodes 335 amino acids. Lineage: Eukaryota; Fungi; Ascomycota; Sordariomycetes; Amphisphaeriales; Sporocadaceae.